Messenger RNA from Vespa crabro (European hornet), 1531 nucleotides. RefSeq names its product succinate dehydrogenase [ubiquinone] iron-sulfur subunit-like. Lineage: Eukaryota; Metazoa; Arthropoda; Insecta; Hymenoptera; Vespidae. Gene Ontology annotation, molecular function: 2 iron, 2 sulfur cluster binding; electron transfer activity. The record is from RefSeq and is a predicted model, not a curated record. Gene Ontology annotation, cellular component: mitochondrial membrane. Gene Ontology annotation, biological process: tricarboxylic acid cycle; respiratory electron transport chain; aerobic respiration. Bases 144 to 1142 code for a protein of 332 amino acids. The transcript has 6 exons.
UACGUAUUUGAUCGUCGCUCAUUUUCAAUGUUUUGUUUCUGACAGAAAGGACAGAAUAAGUAUCCUUGCCAAAGCCGGAAUGUUCGAUAGAAUAAAUAUUAAAGUUUUGGGGGUUCUAUUGUAAAAUCUAUCGAUCGAAGGACAUGUUCCUUGCCGAUACCGGCGGCGUUUUAACUAGCCAAUUUUGUAAAAACGGCUAUAUUAAUGUAAAACGUAAUUCAUGGUUCGGUUUAAUAACUUUCCAUUUAAGAUAUUUAUCAUCAACGGAUAAAGGAAUACUCGGUAAAGAAAAGGCGGCCGUCAAGGAUUGCAAAACUUUAGACGAAAAACAAAUAAAGAAAACGAAAAUACAAGCGUUUCGCAUAUACCGAUGGAAUCCAGAAAAGCCAAAAGUAAAACCCCAUAUACAACAAUACAACGUGGAUUUAAUGAAUUGUACUGGUACCAUGAUAUUGGACGCUUUAAAUAUUAUCAAAGCAGAUCUCGAUCCAACUCUAUCCUUUCGAAGAUCUUGCCGUGAAGGAAUUUGUGGAAGUUGCUCGAUGAACAUCAAUGGUGUUAAUACUCUAGCUUGCAUCACAAAAAUAGUACAUUCAUCGAAACCGAUUAUUAUUUAUCCUUUACCACAUACCUAUGUAAUCCGAGAUUUAAUUGUGGAUAUGACACAUUUUCUUAGCCAAGUUCAUUCAACUGAACCAUUUUUAAAACGUCCCGGAGAAGGCAGCUUUCUUGGUUUAAGACAAAUCUUACAGAGUCAGAGAGAUAGAGAUAAACUUAAUUCAUUAUACGAGUGUAUCCUUUGUGGAUGCUGUUCAUACUCGUGUCCUCCAUAUUGGUGGUUAGGGGAUAAAUAUUUAGGACCAGCUGCUCUUUUACAGGCAUACAGAUGGAUAAUGGAUUCACGAGAUAUGGCGUACAAAGAGAGGCUUAGUAAACUAAAAGAUUUUUAUUCGGUUUAUCGAUGUCACACCAUCUUUAAUUGUACUAAAACAUGUCCGAAGGGUUUAAAUCCUGGAAAUGCAAUAGCUCAAAUAAAACGACAUCUUGCUGGACUUACGUCUAAAGAGGAACCGGAUUUAGAAACACCAAUGCCGAAUCCUUGUCCUGAUGAAGAAGACAUUUACUCUUGUAGAAAGGAAUGAUGAAUAAUGCAAUAUCGAUGAUCCUCAAAUAAAACAGUUCAUGUCGAAUUAUAUAUUUUUUGGAUGUAUGAUAUACCAACUAUACUCAAGUAAAAACAAACAUAAACAUAACGCAACAAAACAAAUUUAUUGUCACAUAUGCUCGUAUUCUAUUAUGUGAAACUUCGCUUAAAUUAUUUAUAAUGAAAUGAUACAAGAUAUUUUAUUACUAUGUCACGAUGAAAGAAAACCCACUAUAAAGUAGAUCAAACUUUUAAAUUAAUUAAAAAUAUAUGCAAAACAGAGAUAACAUAAGAUGUUAGAGAUAAAGGUUUCUUUCUAUGUCAGAAUUUUAAUACAUAUUUCUAUUGACAUGAUAAUGAGUCAAAAUAAAAUACAUGAACUAGAAA